Molecule: messenger RNA, 1846 nt
Organism: Myripristis murdjan (pinecone soldierfish)
Lineage: Eukaryota; Metazoa; Chordata; Actinopteri; Holocentriformes; Holocentridae
Product: leukocyte cell-derived chemotaxin 1
Exons: 7
Coding region: 16-969 (317 amino acids)
Biological process (GO): negative regulation of angiogenesis; negative regulation of endothelial cell proliferation
Source: RefSeq, a predicted model, not a curated record
UGUUUGGCACCAGUCAUGGCCGGGAAUUCAGAGAAAGUACCGAUCGCUUCAGCGGGACCGGAGGACCUGCAGCAGUUCAUGCCACCGGCCUACUCUGCCGUGGCCGUAAAGCCCGCAGCCACCGGCCGGCUGCUGAAGGCCGGGAUCGCGGUGCUCAUUGCGGGGGCCGUGCUGCUCCUGCUGGGGGCCAUCGGAGCUUUUUACUUCUGGAAUAACAACGAAAAGCAUGUAUACAAUGUCCACUACAGCAUGAGCAUCAAUGGCAAAGUGGAGGAGGGCUCCAUGGAGAUUGACACAGCCAACAACGUGGAGAGGUUCCGCACCGGCAGCGGGGCGGACGAGGCCGUGGAGGUCCACGAUUUCCAGAUUGGGAUCACAGGGAUCCGGUUUUCAGGAGGAGAGAAGUGCUACAUUAAGACCCAGGUGAAGGCUCGCCUGCCUGACGUGGAGGCUCUCAACAAGGACUCUCUGACGCUGGACCUGGAGGACGAAGUGAUGCCUGCCAAAUUCGAGGAGGACUCUCUGAUCUGGGUGGCGGCAGACACGCCCCUCUCUGACUCCGCCUUCCUCAGCAACAAGAUCAAGGACCUGUGUGGAGAUCUGCCAAUCUUCUGGCUCCGUCCCACCUACCCCACCGGCGGACAGAGGAAGAGGAGGGCCGUCCCCCGCCAGCGCCGCCAGGCACCCGCGGCCGAGGAGGAAGAGGACGUAGAGGCAGAAUUCAACCCAGAGAACCCCUAUCAGAGAGGUCUUGAAGGCGAGGAGGGCACCAUGACCUUUGACCCCAUGCUGGACCACCAGGGCGUGUGCUGCACCGAGUGCCGCCGCAGCUACACCCAGUGCCAGAGGAUCUGCGAGCCGCUGGGAGGGUACCACCCGUGGCCCUACCACUACCGCGGCUGCAGGGUGGUGUGCAGAGCCAUCAUGCCCUGCCGCUGGUGGGUGGCACGCAUCCUGGGCAUCGUGUAAACACCCGAGCCCACCUCGGGAACGGCUCGCGAGGAGGAGGCGAUGAAAGGGAAAUGUUAACGAAGGGGGAGACGAAGGGGGAGGCUUCCUAGUCCCAUCUAGGUACCUGUUGGGUCCGAAUGUAGUAAAGGAAAACGGUACGACUUUAAAGAGGCAGCACGAGAAAUGAUCAAAAGGAGCAGGAUCAGUAGCCGUGUUCAGCAUUGCGCAUUAUAAAUGUGUAGCACAGAAUCUAAGCCGCACGAUAUCACAUGUAAAGGUAUACUAUACUUAACGCCCUGCACACUGUAUAGCUAGUCUUAUUAUUAAGAAGAAAACAUGCCGACCAACUGAAGUAUAGAAAAAUGUCCUGUACCAUGAUGCUGAAAUUACAUAAAAGCCAAUCAAGUACAUGACUGGAAUACAAACUUGCAUCACAGCAGCCCCCUCUCUCUCUUUAUGACAAGCAGUUUUUCCAUUAACUUGUAUUUAUAAGGCUGAUAAUCUGUCCUUUUUCUUUUCUGUCAUUCUUUGCUUUUCGAUGUAAAUAAAUGUAUAUGGUGCAAAGUAUUCCCCGAAGGCAGGGUAAGCAGCAAGUUAGCCGGCUUGGAUAGCGCCUGGUUUAUGUGUGUGUGUACGUGUGUGUGUGUUUUUCCACUUUUCAUCGAGCUAGUGAGAAAUAUUUCUGGCUUCUGUUUUACUUUACCCCUGUCCCUCCCCUGUUUUCUUCCCAGGUAGUGCACACAUUUAAGAGAAGGAAAAAAAAAAGAAAAAAAGAAAAAAAGUACUGUUUGCUUUGUCCUGGAAGCUCCUUUCAACGACGAGUAUUUUUCAUCUGCAUUAAAGAGGCGAUUUCAAAGUGCAAUGUCACCCAAUAAACCUUUUUUUUUUAAGUAAA